Molecule: messenger RNA, 1961 nt
Organism: Rana temporaria (common frog)
Lineage: Eukaryota; Metazoa; Chordata; Amphibia; Anura; Ranidae
Product: probable protein S-acyltransferase 23
Exons: 10
Coding region: 221-1864 (547 amino acids)
Biological process (GO): protein palmitoylation
Cellular component (GO): Golgi membrane
Molecular function (GO): protein binding; palmitoyltransferase activity
Source: RefSeq, a predicted model, not a curated record
CAGACACAAUCCGCACUACACACAGGAUCUACAAAAUACAGACACAAUCCACACUACACACAGGAUCUACAACAUACAGACACAAUCCACACUACACACAGGAUCUACAACAUAGAGUACACGAUCCACACUACACACACGAUCCACACUGCAUAGUAUAUUCACAGAGCACAGGAUCCACUGAGUAUAAGAUCCACACUGCACAUGAUCCGCAGACAACAUGAUCUACAGAAUUGGGGAUCCACUGAGAACAGAAAGCACAGGGCACAAAACAUCCCACACACCUGGCACCCCCAACACACAGCGUUUCUCCUACACUGACCAGCUGGGACAGCAGGAGAACACAGUCCACAUGGACAGCAGCUCAGCACAUAUGUUCCAGGCUGUCAAGGAAUGUGAGGUUAAGAAAUGCCAGCAGUUUAUUGAAGAAGAAGGUCCUUCAAUUGUAGGACAUUAUGAUGAAAAGGGACACACACCAGUUCAUUGGGCUGCUCUUGCUGGAUCUGUCGAGCUGAUUGGACUAUUUGUGGACAGUAAGGGACCAGUGGACCUGCCUAGCCAAUCUGAGUCCAGUCAGCACCCUAUACACUGGGCUGCAGUAAAUGGGUGCAUUGCUGUGGUGGACCUUCUUGUGAAGGCUGGAGUUUCACUAGACGUGGAGGACCAAAAAGGCUGCACACCUUUAAUCACAGCUGCACAAUAUGGACAAACUGCACUCUGCUGCUACCUCAUUGGAAAAGGUGCUAAAGUACAUUUAUGUGACUUAGAGGGAGACAAUGCACUGCACUGGGCAGCUUUUAAAGGUCACUGUGAAUUGUCCCACCUGCUAAUAUACUCAGGUUGUAACCCCAGACAGACUGACAACUUUGGUCAGACUCCAUUACAUUUAGCCGUGUUAAGUGGAAAUCUCCCCACCGUCCAGCUGCUAUGCGAACAAGAUGGGGUAGAGCUGGAAGGAGAAGAUAACAACAAGAACACUCCACUACGACUGGCAAAGGGACGUAAAUCCAAAGAAAUAGUCUCAUAUCUGGACAAAGCUAUCACGCGGUCAAAGAAUCUCAAUGCUAAGUUUGAUUGGAGUACGUGCUUGUUCGGUCGCCCAGGAAAAUCAAAAGGAGCCAUUCUCUUCUUUCUCGGCAAUCUGUUUCUUUGGGGAUACCCAACAUACUUUUUUAAGAUUGUGCCUGUCUCAUAUAAUUAUCUCUGGGAAUGGCAUAUCACGUUCCUGCUCAGCAAUGUAUUGAUGUGGUUCUCUUUCUUAAAAGCAUCCCUGGUGGAUCCAGGCUUCCUUCUCCGGGACACAGAAGAGUAUAACAAUGCUGUCAGGCAGGCUAUCAAUUUUAAUGACUGGAAAAAUGGCAAGAACCCCCUGAGCCGACUCUGCCACACGUGCCAUCUUGUGAAGCCUCUGCGCUCCAAGCACUGCCGUGUCACAAACCGCUGCGUUGCCGUCUUCGACCAUUACUGUCCUUAUGUCUACAAUGAUGUGGGACAGCGCAAUAGGGUGUUUUUUGUCGGGUUCUUGUUGAAUAUGUGCAUCAGCUGCCUUAUUGGAGUCUAUCUGUGUUGGGACUGGUUAUAUAUUGAAGGUCACAGCCUGUUAAUUGAAAUGGGCUUUGUAUUCCUCGCCGUGAUUGGAUUUAUUUCUGCUAUGAUGACUGGAACGUGUCUAUAUAUGGCUGCUGUGAACAUCACAACAAAUGAAAGAAUGAAUUCAAAGAAGUACUCGUACCUCAUGGACGAAAGUGGAAAGUUCUAUAAUCCAUUUGACAGAGGACUGUUCCUGAACCUCCUGGAAUUCUGCCAUUUCAUUCCACAGCUUCCAGAGGAGAAGAUUAAGAAAAGGAAAGUGAAUGAAAUCUGAACAUGUUAACAAAGAACAUCUACAUUUUAGAAUUUUAUUUAUAUGCUUAUUUAUAAAGAUAUAUUUUUAUUGCGUUUUUUCAAAUAAAUAAUUUUAU